AUGGGAGGCUCUAGAGAUAGGAAUAGAGUAGAUAUUCUAGUCUACGUGGAUCUUAGGGAGUGUGUGGUGGAGGUAAAGAAGAUUAGUGAUAGGAUAAUAUUUAUUAAGCUAGUUAUAGGAAGGCUUAUUGUGAACGUUGUUAGUGCGUAUGCACCCUAUGUGGGCUUGGAUGAGAAAGUCAAAAGGCUCUUUUGGGAGGAUUUGGGUGAGCUAGUGAGAGGUAUACCGAGUACCGAAAAGAUUUUCAUUGGUGGAGAUUUCAAUAGCCAUAUUGGGACUUCUAAUAGUUUUGAUGAUGUCCAUGGAGGCUUUGGUUUUGGGGAAACGAAUGGCGGCGGGGCAUCUCUCUUGGAGUUUGCUAAAGCUUUUGAGUUGGUUAUUGCUUACUCGUUUUUUCUAAAGAGGGAUAACUAUUUGGUUACUUUGUACGGUAAAGAGGACUCAGAUUGA
This is a messenger RNA of Solanum dulcamara, 450 nucleotides long. RefSeq lists its product as uncharacterized. The coding region runs from base 1 to 450 and encodes 149 amino acids. The transcript is spliced from 2 exons. Gene Ontology annotation, cellular component: nucleus. Lineage: Eukaryota; Viridiplantae; Streptophyta; Magnoliopsida; Solanales; Solanaceae. The record is from RefSeq and is a predicted model, not a curated record. Gene Ontology annotation, biological process: chromatin remodeling.